AUUAAAAGACUUUUUGAGAAACUACCGCAAUUUAAUAAUGUAUCUACAUUAGGAGAUAACGGAGCCAUCUCCUUUUCAGAUGCCUCUGAAGGUUUUCAGGGGUUGAAGAGGAAGUGAAGUUAGAGACGAGAGGAUUCGGAUGGUUCUGAACUUAAUUGCUCCAAAUAGUAAAAGUCAGAAGAGUUCUUUGAGUGCCAAUUUACCGAGAGGGUCCUUAUAAAACACGGACGAGACAACAACGAUGACCAAUGCAACUACAAUACUGCCGCAGGAAAUCGGGUCAGCGGACGAAGGUAGAUUUCCCGCAAAUCACUAAGAGACCGAGCAUAUCGUGGGAAAAUAUUAGCGCACUUUCUAACGCAGCGCAUAUGCGUAAAGGAGGCUGCCCAUUCAUAUCUCCUUAUCCGCGCGCUUCUAGGAAUGUCGGCCCACAUGCUCAUCUACCGUAUAGAGCUCCAUUGGUUGUCAAGUCUCCGAGGAAACUUACGGCUUCCUGCCGUCUAGAGAACAGGAAAAUCGUUAAGGAAGAAUGUGUAAGAAUGAUGAAAUAUAUCGUUAACACACACAAUUUAGUAGGCAACAUUAAAAGUGUUUUCGCCAGCAAAUCACAUGAUUAGGAAGGUAUUUAACAUAAAUUUCUACAGUUUAAUAAAAUAUAUUUUAAAAAAUUAUUUGCCUUGUGCAAGUAAGUGUUUUAUAACCGAUGGAAGGAAAGUUAUCUUUCUACGGAACAAAAUAUUGCUGAUGAUAGCUUACCAUUAGGCCAUUGAGAUGAAUUCCUACAUAAAAUAAACUCGGUGGUUAUAGUAUUUUAUAGAUAGUAAAAUCAAAUAGACAUGGAAAUCAAGUUGUUUAUGAGAUCGUAGGAUAAAUUAAUAAAUUAAUUUUAUUAGUCUUUUUUUAUACUUUAUUUAUUUUUCUUUUCUCUUUUUCUUUUUUUUUUUACCAACUAGCAAAAGAAAAACAAUUAAGCAAUACAUUACAAGUUUAAUUUCCCCUCAUAUUGAUCUCACAGAAUAAAAUAAGAAAAUAACCUUGAAAAAAAAAAAUAGGAUCCACUACAAUUUAAUAUGUUGCACUGAC
Molecule: messenger RNA, 1083 nt
Organism: Nezara viridula (southern green stink bug)
Lineage: Eukaryota; Metazoa; Arthropoda; Insecta; Hemiptera; Pentatomidae
Source: the annotation of a GenBank genome assembly